Neocloeon triangulifer is the source of this 1772-nucleotide messenger RNA. Its product is annotated as clavesin-2-like. The transcript is spliced from 7 exons. Gene Ontology annotation, molecular function: phosphatidylinositol bisphosphate binding. The coding region runs from base 167 to 1078 and encodes 303 amino acids. Gene Ontology annotation, cellular component: membrane. The record is from RefSeq and is a predicted model, not a curated record. NCBI's taxonomy places the organism in Eukaryota, Metazoa, Arthropoda, Insecta, Ephemeroptera, Baetidae.
GAAUCGCGGCGAACCUGCACGGACUUUCACCAUGCAGUUCAAAACAAAACAUUUACAAUUUUAAGAUCUGUCAGAAAUCUCGCAUUUACUAGUUUUUUAACGUUUUGAAUGUUUUAAGAUAUUUACCGUUUGAUCCAAGAGGAAUUUACAUUCCUAGUAGAAAACAAUGGCAGAGUACAUGGAGUAUCAGUGGAAUUUGGCAAACUCCGCCACUGAAAGUGAUUUGCUAGCCAGGCCUCCUAUUUUGUCAAAACAUCAAGCAAUUUCUGCCGUAAGAGGUCUGCUGCCGUCUCGACCGGAUGUUGGUUUUCUCUGCACGGAGGAUGAGUUUUUGCUGCGAUUUUUGAAUGCUCGCAAGUUUAAAAUUGAGGAUAGUUUCAAUUUGUUAGUAAAUUACUAUCUCUACCGGCAAAGAUACCGCCACUUGUUUAUCGGCCUCAACGUGCAGGACCCUCUCAUCAGGCGGGCCCUUUUUGAUGGAAUACCUGGAGUGCUGCCGCAGUGUGAUAAGAGAGGACGGAGAGUAUUGGUGAUCUAUGCCAACAACUGGGACAUCGAGCAAUAUUCGUUGCUCACCAUCUACAGAGGCCUUUUACUGUCUUUGGAAAAACUGAUCCAAGACCAGCAAACCCAGAUGGCCGGAUUGAUUGUGAUUGUCGACUGGUCUGGAUUUACACUUCGUCACACUGGUGCUCUUAGUCCCAAGGCUUUGAAACUGAUGCUUGAGGGAUUGCAGGAUGCGUUCCCGGCCAGAUUCAAAGCCAUCCACAUGAUUGGCCAGCCUUGGUACUUGGAAGCUGCUUUGUCAGUGAUCAAGCCAUUUUUGAAGGAGAAAACUCGAAAUAAGAUUUUUCUGCAUGGUGCAAAUCUAAGUAAACUCCACGAGUACGUUGACAAAGAACUUUUGCCAGCUGAACUCGGAGGUGAGGGCCCAGGAUACCAUGCUGGAAAAUGGGCAGAAGAACUCAUUGGCACCUCACUUGACCCUGCCCUUUUUAUACAAGACGAGCAAGCUGCAGCUAAAGCAUUCAAGAAAUCACAAACUUUCUCUGGGACAAUUCAAGAGGAGUCUUGCUAGUUUACUCAUUGUCAGCACUAACUGUUCUCCGAAACAAACCCGAUCAACCGAAACUUGAGAAGUUUUGCAGGAACAUGAAAAUCUCACCUCUUAUUUAUAAGUCUUUUUGAGUCUCUUCUUUCGAAACUGAUUUUAAUGUAUAUAUUAUUUUUAAACUUUGACUCUUGCACAGCAUUAGGGUUUUAUCUAAGUACUUAUACAUAUUUUCAUAAAGCACAAGUAUGAAUUUAUUACUGUAGGAAUUGCCUUUUUCUUGAUGCACUAAAUCUGUGAUAAAUCUGUUUUUUCAAUAUAUAAUGUACUUUUAACGGUACAUCCAAAAUCUGUGUUCUUACAAAAGCUUUAAAUUUAUCAAAAUGCAAUAUGACUGCUUGUAAAAUUCCACUAUAAUUCUUGAAUCACAUAAAGCUUUAUUGCGAUUGUAAUCUGCACUAGUUUCUCAUCUAUUUACUUUAAAUAUACAAUGCUAUGCAAAAAAGGACUGACGUUGGAAUGGUCAUCUCGCAUCAAAUCUGUUUAGAAUAAUUGGCCUUGUUGUACUUUUAGAAUAUAUCAUGCAUUUCAAUUUCAGGCCUAAACAUUUAAGAGAAAAUUGAAAUGUUCAUAAUGGCUGGCUUCCCAGUGAUUUCGCCAAAAAAUGUAGAACUAUAACUGUAGUUUGUAGGCAAAGGAAAAAUAAAAUUUGAAAAAAAAA